Messenger RNA from Cuscuta epithymum, 3965 nucleotides. NCBI's taxonomy places the organism in Eukaryota, Viridiplantae, Streptophyta, Magnoliopsida, Solanales, Convolvulaceae. The record is from the annotation of a GenBank genome assembly.
GAUGUAUUUAAAAGUUUAAUACGAAGUACAAUUUUUUUUACAACGUUUUCUUAUAAAAGUACAUAAUUACCCUUAGCUUUUCUAAUUUUUAUUUUCUUUUUUAUAAUAUUCAUUACUACUAUUAUGGAGUGAGAGAACUUUCAAAUAGGGGUGGAGUAUCUCAUUUGGAAAUUUGAAUCUUCCAAAACUACCCUCUUCGUAAUGGUACUCCAACUUGUGUUGGGCGUGCUACCUAUUCCUCCUUCAAACAGGAGAACUCUCGUUCCUUAUUAACUCUGCGCCAAAACUCUCGCGCCUUACCAUCCGAGUCAAAGAAUUUUCACCCUCUCCGUUUGAAAUCCUUUCAGCCGUUGAACUCCUUGCCAAUUUAAAUCAUAGUGUUGAUGAGGGCGUAGGAAACCAGGACAUACGCAGCAGCCAACAACUUGAAGCUCCACAGAAGGCUCCGUUACAGUAAGAAAUAAUCACUACUGAGUUAUUUUCAUUCUCUUCUGCCUUCCUGCGUUUUUUUGGUCUCCCACGUCUAUACGCUUGUAAUGCAAAGUAUGAUAAGCUUAUUUUACGCUCCAUACCUGACGAUUGCAUCGUAUUGCCGCGAAAUCAUGAGCAGACUUUACUUCAUAACCGUUGAGGCUUUACAGACUUUUUGUUUUCGACCUUUUCCCCAAUCGUACCUUUUUGCCACAAACUUUCAGUUCAUCUCCCCCUCUCUAUAUCUUCUGUAAGAGUAUAAUGUAGUACGAAGUAUAUGGCUACAUGCGGAUAAAGACUGUUUGUGUAUGUAUAGGCUUCCUACAAAAACUAAUGUUGAUGUAUUAGGAGUAAAUUUUUAAUCUACAUUGUUAUGUCUUGAUGAUCACUGUUGUCACAUCUGGAAUUUUGACUUGCGAUUGAGUAUGAGAACAAUGCCAGUAGUAUAGGUAUAUUUGAAACUUUUCUAGACUUCUGGCGUUUUGGUUGUUACACGUGUCUUUCUAUGUAGUAAUGUAGUAUUUCCUAGUAGGGAGGAGGCACUUGUUUCGUAAACAUAAUUGAACGUUGAUUUGCGGAUUUCACAUUAGCUCGGGUAAAAAGUAAGACGAACAUUGUUUAAUUGUUGUUUUCUGCUUGUGAUUUUUACUAUUGGUAUGAUUUGCGCUGAAUCUGACCGCUGUUUGGUGUAAGACUCAAUUGGAAUUGUGAAAUUGGGGUUUGAAUUUAGCCGAAUCUGCAUUGCGUUGUACUAUUUUAGUGUUUCCAAACAAAUCCCUUUGAAGUAAAAGUAUCAAAUUAUAUUUUCUGCGUGCCAGUAGUUGUGAGUUGACAUCACAUUGAUUUCAGGUGAGAGGAAAUGACGGGUUUGCUGAUUGUUCAACCUCCUGAUCUCAAAUUCACAUGUAAGCUCAAAUACUCAAUAAAAGGCGUCUUCUAAUCAUCGGAGGAAAUCUAAGCAUUACUUAAAUUCCUUUUGUAAUUUUUCCUCUGGAUCAUGUACUUUUAUAUGGCUUGAGAAUAAUAUCAGUAUCAAUGCCUUGGGCUCUAUUUUUGUCCAUCUUGUUCUCUUUUUUCUUUAAUUUCUUCAUGCCUUGAUUAUAUUUUUCGUUGGAUGUAUUUGUAUCUUUCAUUUUAAAGCUUGUAAAUCUUCUAAUACUAUUUCUUUUGCUCCAGUUGAGUUGCUGAAACAAAGUUCGUGUUCUGUUACUCUAACCAACACCACAGUUCAAUGUGUAGCAUUUAAGGUGAAGCAGUUUUCUUUUUUCACUAAAUGAUGUGCUAUCAAUGAGGACUACAUUCAUGUUCAUUAGAGUUUUCUAGUUAAAUCGUAUAGCUCAAAAUCCUCAUAUGCUCAAUCAACUUCUUUGACUGUUUUCUAGCAGAAACAUACGGAUUCGAAUCUUAAAAUGCUUUUCUUCUUAACUGAAUAUCUCAUGUGAGAAAGCCAAUCCUCUCAUUUUGCAGGUGAAAACAACAACACCUAAAAAAAUACUGUGUCAGACCUCAUAUAGGCAUCAUCAAGCCAAACUCAACAAUUAAUUUAAGAGGUACUAGUGCUAAUCCUUUUGUGUUCGAGUACUAUGCAGAAUUCUAUCCGAAAACUUUCUACUAUUAUGCAUUUAUGCUUAUACAUGUCUUCUGCUUUUAGGGAGUACCGAAUGAAUAAUUACUUUAUUAGGAAUAAAGCACAAUUUUCCACUGGAAAGUGUUGUGGCGUUAUAUUUCCAACUAGCGUUCUGUCAUAUGAAGCAUUUGAAUAUAUAAUUUUGUAGCGAAGCAUUCACCACAGUUAACUGUUGUUAUGUUUAUAAUAAAUAGAAUUCAAUGCUCUAUUCUAGGAGGCCACCUAUGAGGGAUAACUAAAUUGUUUCUAGUUCUUUUAGCGGCGCAUUCAACAAUAUUAACUAUUGUUAUGUUUAUAUAAAUACUACAUAAAGUUCAAUGCUCAAUUCUUGAGACCACCUAUGAGGUUGCUUAUAGUUCCAAUUUCUAUCUGCACUCACAUGUAGUGUAUGUUUGGCAUAGCAUUUCAUCUCGGUUGACACCUGUCCAUAUCUUUACUUGUUUGGUAAAUACUCUUUUUUCCAAAGCAGGAUAAAGGGAAAGUUACUUGAUGUAGCUUUCCUUUAAAUCUAUUUCGGUCUUUUCAUCUAGUUUUCCCAAAUAUGCCUGUUUGUUUCAUCUCCUUCUACCUUCGUUAAUCUUUAUUUUUGUCUAUUGUUUUAUCUUUCAUCUAGAUGUUCAUCUAGUUGUGCCAAGCAUACAUCUAGUUUGUUCAAAUACCUACAUAUCAGCUUGUUUUAUUUAUUAUCACAUAUCAGUAACUAUCUGUCCUGACUGUUCUCCCGGCAAUGCAGUUACUAUGCAAGCUCAGAGGACUACUCCAGCUGAUAUGCAAUGCAAUGAUAAAUUUUUAAUUCAGAGCACUAUUGUGCCCCAUGAGAAGAUGGAAGACACAAUUAUUUCUGAAAUGUUCAUGAAGUAUAAAGCAAAGUACAUCCAUGAGAACAAGCUAAAGGUCCUUCUAAUCAGCCCUCCAGAGUCUCCGGUUUGGCAGCCAGUUAAUGGAGUCCUGAAGGAAUACUUUCCUGACAACUCGUCAACUUUGAAUGAAAAGUUGCAGAUUGGAGUUGAAAAUCUUCCUCCACCCCAUGAGGUAACAGAAAUGAUGGGUUUGGUGAUUAUUCAACCUCUUGAUCUCAAAUUCACAUUUGAGUUGCGGAAGCAAAGCUCCUGCUCUGUUACUCUAACCAACACCACAGCUCAAUGUGUAGCAUUUAAGGUGAAAACAACACCACCUAAAAAAUACUGUAUCAGACCUAAUAUAGGCAUCAUCAAGCCAAACUCAACAAUUAAUUUGAUAGUUACUAUGCAAGCUCAGAGGACUACUCCAGCUGAUAUGCAAUGCAAGGAUAAAUUUUUAAUUCAGAGCACUAUUGUGCCCCACGAGAAGAUGGAAGUUCGUGAAGGAUAAAGGAAAGUACAUCCAAGAGAACAAGCUAAGGAUCUUUCUGAUCAGUCCUCCAGAGUCUCUGGUUUGGCAGCCAGUUAAUGGUGUCCUGAAGGAAGACUCUCCUGACAAGUCUUCAACUUUGAAAAAAAAGUUGCAGAUUGGAGUUGAAAAUCUUCCUCCACCCCAUGAGGUUCUUUUGAGGAAGGCUUUUGGGCUGAUAACCCCUUUGAUCAGAAUAUUGCGGCCCUCAACAAAACACCUAAGCGGAAUGAUAUCUUCGGAACAAGUGACACCGCAAUCAUUAUCUGUUCCACUUCUUCUAAGCCAAGAGAAGGGUUAAGACUUAAGAGCAGUGGCAGACUUACAGUAUAAUGAGGGUGUGCACGGGCUACACCUCAAAAAUGGUCAUUAGCCUAGAUGGCUUUAGUAUUUUUUUAGAAUCUAACAAUGCUUCACGUCAGGUCUUCGAAGCUACUUGGGUGCAUUUAUCAUUUUUAUUUUUAAAUAAAACAUUCAAUAUCGUUUUACUAUUGCAUCA